ACUCAAUCCAGACGUCAUCGUUCGAGUCCUCUGCAGUCUGUACUCUCCACCCGAUCAGACCACGAACUACGAAUUCGAAAGUCGAAACGCCUUUUUCUCUGUUUCUAAUUGUCUACUCCGGCCGGUCUCCGAACGCUCACACCACUCCCUGAUCCAGUUAUCCAGUCAACCGCCGUCCGGCAGUCUGUUCAUAUCUCUGUCUAAUUUCUUUCCUUGCCACUGUGUUUUCCGGAGCCAGAAGGAGUUAGCUAUUUAGGUUGGAUUCAACAUGGGCAAUGCUGAAACAGCUGCUGAAUCUGAGAAGAGCUUCUUUAAGAAACAAUGGGAAGGCUACAAGGGGUUCUGGUGCGAAAGGUUUUCUUUCUUGGAUAAUUAUUCCAGAUUUAUAAAGCGUGACAAGCCACUCCCCUCUUGGUCAGAAGCUGAUGUGGAAGAGUUCAUUGUCUCUGACCCUGUUCACGGACCCGUUCUCAAGACUGCCCGGCAAGCUGCUAAAUAUGGUGCUGUUGGUGGACUUGUUGGUGCAGUUACAACUGCCGGAUGGGCUUGGAAAUACUCAAGAAGUCCACAUGGUGCUGCUCUAUCUCUUGUGGCAGGGGGUGUCUUUGGAUGGACUUUCGGACAUGAGAUCGCAAACCACCAGCUGCAGCUUUAUAGGUUGGAUACAAUGGCUGCCCAGACCAAAUUCAUGGAGUGGUGGGAGAAGAAAGUGGAAGGAUACUGAUGAUGAAUUUUGUAAAGCUGUUAAAUGCAAAUCUCAGCAAUAAUAUGAAGCUUAUGAACUUGUAAAAAAGCUUUUAUGGUAUCUAAGACGCAUUGUAUAAGCAGUUCUCUAUUCUGUGCGGUGUCAUUGGACGUUUUAUGAGCCUUUCUUUACAAUAAAAGGUUUCAAAAAGUCCUACUCCCUUUGUCCGAUUUGAAUAAUCUACUUGAUUGUGAAAAAAAAAAACAAAAAAACCUAACUUCAUUGUUCUCAUUCUGGAACACAGUUCUAGUAAAUCUUUAUAAACCAUAUCCUUCCAUCUCCUCCAUGAGUUUUUCACCAACCAAAAGAUUUUGCUUCUUUGCCUUCUUUAUUAGUCUUUUUCUUUUUGGUGCAGAUUCGUUACAAGAUCAAUGAGUUUAGCCUCAACUCAAGAGCGUUAUUUGGGGGAUAUAAUUACAUUUGCAGGUUUGAAUCCCUAUCACCCAGAGCCGUUGUUUUCCAUAGCUUAAACUAGGUGUUAGACUCGUCCGAUGGACGGAGAAGGCAUACACAUUUAUAUAUUUUUACAUAAAUUUUGAUUUUUAUAAAAUAUGUAAUGACUUCAGUUUAAAC
Molecule: messenger RNA, 1318 nt
Organism: Oldenlandia corymbosa var. corymbosa
Lineage: Eukaryota; Viridiplantae; Streptophyta; Magnoliopsida; Gentianales; Rubiaceae
Source: the annotation of a GenBank genome assembly